AUGUCCGCGAGUAAAGACGUUGUGUUCCCAAACAUCCUCUGGGCGCAGCGAUCGGAGCACGUUUUCCUCUCCAUCCCGCUACAGGACGCUAGCAACGUCGUCGUGGAAAUUCGGGAUGGGCGCGUGCUACACUUUGCCGCCGCCGCCGGGGAGCAGAGUUACGGCUGCACCCUCGAGCUAUUCCAUGAAGUCUCCUCUGAAGAAAGUAGUCACGUGACGCUUCCGCGGCAGAUUGAGGUCAAACUCAAGAAGAAGUGGCCGAAUGACCCCAGUGACGACGAGGAGGCAGCACUCUGCCGCGCCUGGCCACGGCUGACGAAGGAGAAAGCGAAGAAUUGCCACAUUCAGGUCGACUGGUCACGCUGGAAGGACGAGGACGAUGACGCAGACACGGAGAGCGAGGGGGGCUUGGACUUUGGCUACGGCAAUAUGAUGUCAGAAAUGAUGAUGCAGAAGGGGCUGGAAAAUGAAGCGCCGGCGCCGCUUCAGAGUGGAGCGGAGGCCACUGUUGGGAGCGCCAACCUCGGCAAGAAGGAUGACCCCGGGGCCGUGAAUAAUAGCGACGAUGACUACGAUGACUUGCCUCCUUUGGAGGGGUAA
This is a messenger RNA of Trypanosoma conorhini, 600 nucleotides long. RefSeq lists its product as uncharacterized. The record is from RefSeq and is a predicted model, not a curated record. The transcript has a single exon. Gene Ontology annotation, molecular function: protein-folding chaperone binding; Hsp90 protein binding. The coding region runs from base 1 to 600 and encodes 199 amino acids. Gene Ontology annotation, cellular component: cytosol; nucleus. Gene Ontology annotation, biological process: chaperone-mediated protein complex assembly; protein folding. Lineage: Eukaryota; Euglenozoa; Kinetoplastea; Trypanosomatida; Trypanosomatidae.